AGAGAAGGAGUAGAAGCUGAAUGAUGGCGUUCAGACGGGCUCUGCAUUUUGUUUUCAAAGUAGGAGACAGGAGCAAGACAGCUAUCUUUUACAGAGAUGUCCUCGGGAUGAAGAUUUUACGCCAUGAGGAAUUUGAAGAGGGCUGUAAGGCUACAUGUAAUGGACCUUAUGAUGGAAAAUGGAGCAAAACCAUGGUUGGCUUUGGUCCAGAGGAUGAUCACUUUGUAGCAGAGUUGACAUAUAAUUAUGGAGUGGGAGAAUAUAAACUUGGCAAUGACUUUUUGGGUUUCACCAUACAGUCGAGUCAAGCUGUCAGUAAUGCCAAGAAGAUAGGCUGGCCUCUUACUGAGGUUGGGGAAGCGCUGUACUUGACGGAAGCACCUGGUGGAUAUCGAUUCUACCUGCUCGACAAAGAUCAGCCAGACUGUGAUCCGGUUCAGAAAAUCACCUUGGCUGUGUCUGACCUGCAGCGUUCUGUACAUUACUGGUCCUCACUGCUGGGGAUGAAAAUGAUGGAGAAAUGUGAGGAGAAGAAAAGUGUACUGAUGGGAUUCUCGGACAGUCAGUGUAAACUGGAGCUACAGGAUAUCAGGGCUUCUGUGGAUCAUGGAACCGCUUUUGGCCGGAUUGCAUUCUCUUGCCCACGAGAACAGUUACCUGACCUUGAGGCUCUGAUGAAAAAGGAGAACCAGAAGAUCCUCACGCCCCUUGUCAGCCUGGACACUCCGGGGAAGGCGACUGUGGAAGUGGUCAUUCUGGCUGAUCCUGACGGGCAUGAGAUCUGCUUUGUGGGAGAUGAAGCUUUCCGCCAGCUGUCUGCUUUCGACCCGAGUGGAAAUGAGUUGCUUGAUAAGGCCAUGGCUGCUGAUAAGAGUGACGAAUGGUUUGCAAAACACAAGAAGCAGAAGGCGUCAGCAUAAAGUCUUUUAGUCUCUGCGGAAAAGUCAAAAUGGCAAAAUGAUGAUUUAUUACUGUCUUUGAUUUCAUUGCUGCAGUAUCUGUUUGUCUGGCUUUAUAUGUUUGUGCUGAUUAGAAGCAACACAUGUCCACACAGAGAUUUAUGUUUGAUUUGUAUUUGUGCAUAAAAUUAUAUUGGAAGCAUUAAAAAUAUGUGUUAAAUC
Ictalurus punctatus (channel catfish) is the source of this 1121-nucleotide messenger RNA. RefSeq names its product glyoxalase domain containing 4 (gene glod4). The record is from RefSeq and is marked provisional. Lineage: Eukaryota; Metazoa; Chordata; Actinopteri; Siluriformes; Ictaluridae.